AUGUCACGUGUUUUUACCGUGCAGUUCCGGCACACGGACUCGCAGCGCACGCAGGAGAGCGCGCGCCAGUUCGCGAGGGGGCUCUUCACGGACGCUGACGUCGUCAACAUCCCGCCGGCCGGGAAGAAGGACCUGCUGCUGCAGUGGAUACCAAGCAGCGCCUGUCCUUGUUCUCAGCCCUACACGGAGUGCAAGUUGUGGCUGGAGGGGGACAAGUCGGAUCCCCCCGAAUGGCGCAAGCUGGUGGACGGCAGCCUCAUGCAGAGCCUCAUCGCCAACGUGAGCAGCCGACUCGGCUUCCGCAGCGACCUCAAGUUCGGACUUCUUUUAGCCUCUUGCUACUACACUAGUACUGAGGUUCCACGAAUACGUGUGCACAACAUCAAAUUUGAUCUUUUGAAGACAUUUUAA
Gryllus bimaculatus (two-spotted cricket) is the source of this 411-nucleotide messenger RNA. The record is from the annotation of a GenBank genome assembly. Lineage: Eukaryota; Metazoa; Arthropoda; Insecta; Orthoptera; Gryllidae.